AUGGCACAGCCUACUUGCACACGUCAGCAAUUCCUUUCCUGUUUCGUUACACCCACGAGUCUCUCGCCAUCUACGCCAACGGACUGCCCAAUCUGCAGAGAAGAUUACGACGCCACUUCCGAUACCAGAUGUGCCGUUACCUUCUCUGACGGAGCUACCUGCGAGCAUGUCUUCUGCAAAGAUUGCAUCACGGUCUGGUUGAGCCAGGUCGGCGUCAACACGUGUGCGAUGUGCCGGAGACAGCUUUUCUCCUUGCAAGAAGACAACAUUGACUAUGAAGACCACUACGACGAACAGCAUGAUGAAGGCUACGAGGAAGUCGACGAAGACAAUGUAGAAGACUAUCUCCGCACAUUGACAACAAGAGACACUCAAGACACGGACGGUGAAACCAGGCGCAACGCCUUUGAAGCCACACGCCAGGAGCCCCUGUUCUCCGCCGAGGAAAUCAACAAGCUACUCGAGGAUACCUGGUCCAAGACUUGGUCGAUGCUAUCUUCGUACCGGUACCAUAUGUGGCGUUCAUGGCAAGCUCCUCGUAUCACGUCUCGGCGGUUACGCCACGCGUUCCACGCCGGCAAUGCAGAUGAACUGUACAGUAGCUUGUCUGAGUAUGAGCGUCGUAUGAUGGAUUCGCUCUGUCCAACCGCGGACAACAUCGUGCAUUCUUUCUUCGACAUUGCUACGCACAUCUCGUCACGCCAUGGCGUCGUCGACGUCGAGAGUUUGCUAAGCGAGAACAUGCUCGAGGCGCUUGAGAGGCUACUGUGCGACAUGCGGGAGCAGCAAAAGGGACACAUUCGGUUCACGGGCGGGUUUGGUGAAAUGCCCAUGUACCAAUUUUGGAGAAGGGCAAAGUGGGAUGCUGCUUUGGCGCACAUUCUAACUAUGAAUUGGAUUUGA
Messenger RNA from Exserohilum turcica Et28A, 903 nucleotides. RefSeq lists its product as uncharacterized. The coding region runs from base 1 to 903 and encodes 300 amino acids. Lineage: Eukaryota; Fungi; Ascomycota; Dothideomycetes; Pleosporales; Pleosporaceae. The record is from RefSeq and is a predicted model, not a curated record. The transcript has a single exon.